Pelobates fuscus (common spadefoot toad) is the source of this 1916-nucleotide messenger RNA. Its product is annotated as gastrula zinc finger protein XlCGF26.1-like. NCBI's taxonomy places the organism in Eukaryota, Metazoa, Chordata, Amphibia, Anura, Pelobatidae. The transcript is spliced from 5 exons. Bases 81 to 1772 code for a protein of 563 amino acids. Gene Ontology annotation, cellular component: nucleus. The record is from RefSeq and is a predicted model, not a curated record. Gene Ontology annotation, molecular function: DNA-binding transcription factor activity, RNA polymerase II-specific. Gene Ontology annotation, biological process: regulation of transcription by RNA polymerase II.
GAAGUGGCUUCACUGAGGACAUUGGAGCAAAGAGAGGGAGUGGAUACAGGGCUGGGACACCCAGUGAGGGCUUCGUAAUAAUGAACAAUGAGAGGCAUUGGAUGGAUGAGAAAAUCUUGGAUCUGACCCUGGAGAUCAUCUACCUGCUGACUGGAGAGGAUCAUAUGGUUGUGAGAAAGACCGGUGUGAGCAGUCAUCAGAUACCAAAAGCAUUCAGCAGAAUCCAGAGGCUGAGAACAGUGACUCCGCCCAACUGUCCAGUAAAUGGCAGAAUCAAUGACCAAAAGAUCCUGUAUCUCACCAACAAAAUCAUUGAGCUGCUGACUGGAGAGGUUCCUAUAAGAUGUGAGGAUGUCACGGUUUAUUUCUCCAUGGAGGAAUGGGAGUAUGUAGAAGCACACAAACACCUCUACAAUGACGUGAUAAUGGAGAACCACCAGUCACUCUGUUCACUGGAAAAAUGCGUACCUGUUGGAUUUCUCACCUCUGAUUCGUUGCCUGGUUUUGAACCCAACUUUCAGGUUGGUUAUAAAACGUGUGGUGAAGGAAAAUCACUAAAAGUCAACAAACCAACAAAAGGCUUGAAUCUCAGAAGCACAGACAUUUUUACUCACAGAGAAUAUAGAGAGGCAGAAUAUGCAUCUACUCAUAGUAAAGAGGAAUCAGCCUCAUGUGAAGUAGGAAAUCUCACAGACAUUUCUAUACUCCUAGAACAUCCACCGACAGAUUAUUUACAGCUACAUAUUAAAGAAGAACCAGGUGUAUGCCAAGGGAAAACACUCCCAGAUCCUGACCGUUCUAUUCACACUGAACAGAUGGAAAAUACUCUUACUUAUAUUGAAGAUUGUCUAAAUUCAAAAACAAUAACUCCUAACAAGUUCUUAAUCGAAUCUGGGAACAUUGGUAAAAAAAUUAAUUUUAGAUCAGGUAAAUGUCCGAUUACAUACAACACAGAGGAAAUACUGAACUCUACUGAUCGUCUGAAACAUUUUAACAAGAACUCUGAGCUCAUCAAGCGUCAUUCAGCUGAUAAUGAGUUUGUUGUAAAUGAGACAAAUGAGAAACAACAGAAGACUCACACAGGAGAGAAACCAUUCAAAUGUCCUGAAUGUGGAAGAUCCUAUACAUGGGCUUCACAACUUGCGUCACAUAGAAGGAAUCACACAGGAGAAAAACCAUUUAAAUGCACUGAGUGUGGUAAAUGUUAUAUUUGGGCCUCACAACUUGCUUCACAUAAAAGGGUUCACACAGGAGAAAAACCAUUUAAAUGUGUGGAUUGUGGGAAAUGUUUUAACUUAAAGUAUGAUCUUAUGAGGCACCAAAGGAUUCACACAGGAGAAAAACCUUUUGCAUGUUCUGAAUGUGGGAAAUGUUUUAAUCAACACUCUAACCUUAGCAACCAUCAGAAGUUUCAUAAAGGUGAAAAACCAUUUAAAUGCACAGAAUGUGGGAAAUGUUUUAAAGUAAAACAAGAUCUUAUCAGACAUCUGAAGUUUCACACAGGGGAGAAACCAUUCUCAUGUCCUGAAUGUGGUAAAUGUUUCACAUUGGCUUCUCAGCUUGCAUCUCAUAAAAGGAUUCACACAGGAGAAAAGCCAUUUAAAUGUACUGAAUGUGGGAAAUAUUUUAAUUUAAAGCAUGAUCUUGUGCGGCAUCAGAAGAUUCAUACAGGAGAAAAGCCAUUUUCAUGUUGUGAAUGUGGGAAAUGUUUUACCCAGGCCGCACAUCUUUCUAGACAUCGGAAGAUUCAUGUAGCAGAAAAACCUGUUUAGAUGCAUGGAAUGUGAUAAAUGUUUUAUCCUCAAUUUCAAAGGAAUCCUACAAGAAAAGGCAAUGUAAAGCGAUACUUCUAGCACCACACCACCAUCUUUUGCUGGGCGUAUGUACAUUGGGCAGAUGGAUGUUGUAGAAGUCAU